UAUCAAUCUUUUUACAAAGUACUGAAAGCCAAAAACAGCUUUUGCUAUUUUAGUGCAAACUUCUCGAAAUUUCACCACAACAGUUAUGGAAUUCUGUGCGACCGAUCACCAGCAUCAGCGGUACAACCCUUUGAAGGGCGAGUGGGUGCUUGUGUCACCUCAUCGUAUGAAGAGACCUUGGAGUGGACAAGUAGAGGCAACUAAUGACCCCAACAUCCCUGAGUUUGACCCUAGCAACCCUCUGUGUCCAGGGGUUACUAGGCCUAAUGGUCAGGUAAACCCCAGCUACGAGUCAACCUUUGUUUUUGACAACGACUUCCCCGCGCUGCUAGCGGACGUGCCUAGUCCCCCUAAUGGUGAGGAUGACUUGUUCCGGUUGUCUGCAGCUCGAGGUGUUUGUAGAGUCAUGUGUUUCCAUCCAAAAUCCAACAUCACGCUGCCUCUGAUGAGCCUUCAGGAAAUACGAUCUGUGAUUGAUAAGUGGAUUGAACAAAUGAUAGAAUUAGGCACAAAGUAUGAUUGGGUGCAGAUAUUUGAGAACAAAGGAGCCAUCAUGGGUUGUUCCAAUCCCCAUCCUCAUUGCCAGAUAUGGGCUUCUUCAUUUUUGCCAAACGAGGCUCGUAUCAAAGAUGAUAACCAGCUGGCGUACUACAAGAAACACGGACGGCCGCUACUCAUGGACUAUGUAGAAAAAGAGGUUAAGAAACAGGUGCGCAUUGUGGUAUCCAACUCAGAAUGGGUUGUGGUGGUUCCGUUCUGGGCUGUCUGGCCGUAUGAAACAAUGGUUCUACCUCUGAAACAUGUGCAGCGCUUCACAGAUCUUAGUGACAAGCAAAAAGAUGCCUUAGCCGACAUUAUUAAACAGAUCACAGUCAAGUAUGACAAUCUGUUUAAAGUAUCUUUCCCUUACUCUAUGGGUUGGCAUGGAGCCCCAACUGGCUCAAGAAUGGACGACAGUCGCCAUUGGGUGUUCCAUGGUAUUUAUUUCCCCCCUCUUCUAAGAUCGGCUACUGUCAAGAAGUUUAUGGUUGGAUUUGAAAUGUUGGCACAAAACCAGAGGGACCUAACUGCAGAACAGGCAGCGGAAAUUCUCCGUAAACUUCCUGACAAGCAUUACACUCUCGCCUCAUCAUGACUUUUUGACGGAAUCCCUACAAAUAUGUAGUUGUAAAUUAAAUCAAUUUAUUCGUCACAAAAAUGAUACAUAAUCAACAGUGAAUUUUGUAAUCUGCGUUAACACAUAGAUAGGUACGGUACUGGAGAAAUUUGCUUGUGGGACGACUGUGCGCUUGCAGUUGUAGUAUGGUGUACCGGAAAUAUACUUGUAGCAAGGAAGAGCUUGAGCGGCGAGCACUGUGGGGAAAUUCCUAUCGUACAGGGCACAGGGUCUUCCUCCAUCGGGAGUGUUGUAAUACAGGAUGGCAUGGGCUGUUGUGUUGUACUUUGCUCUAGACACCAGCAACCAGUGCUGGACACCACUUAAGUGUACCAUUGAAUGUUACCUGUACCUUCUCUUAACAAAAUGAUUAUAGUAGAAUGUAUCUACAUAUAAAAAAUUUGAAAAUACUUUGUUUUAUAUCUAACUUUAUCCACUAAAAGAAAAUUUAAAAAUUCAAUUCAUGUAGAUGAAUCGUUCAGUAAGAAGCACAUUAUUGUAGCAGUUUUUAACUAACUUUUUACUCCAGCAAUGUUGGUCUUAGGGACUACAAUGUCCACAUGUAAUUGUUGUAGCUAUAUACAACUAUUUUAAAACAUUUUUAUUAGCUCGCUUUCUUGUCCGGUACAAAUUUUGCAAUCAAUUUUAUACUAUAGUUAUACUAUAACUUCCCUAUGAGCUAGAGACUUGAAACUUGAAGCAGCUUUUGAAUGGAUGACAAUGCAAUAUUAUAUCAUUUAAUGAAAAUAAUUUAUAAAUAAAAAUACUUUUAAAAAAUGCCACGUUUUUAAAUGCACAAAAAGUAGAAAAUAAUUUAUAAAUAUGUUGAGAGAAUGAAUACUUGUAAGAUUUAAAACAAAAAACGUGGGGCUUGAUCAUAAUAGUUCAAUAGGUGAAGUUAAUUGUAAAUUAGCAUGUGCCACGUUUUUGGUUUUAAAUCUUGCAAGUAUUUAUUCUCUCUACAUAUUUAUAAAUUAUUUUCUACUUUUUAGUGUGUUUAAAAACGUGACAUUUUUUAAAAGUAUUUUUAUUUAUUAAUUAUUUAUAAUUAAGGAACAAAGUGCCAAAAUAUGAGGUUAAGAAGAGUGUAAUGACUUACAGUUUUACAAACAUGUUAACAGAUCAUUGUACUGUAUGUUACUUGAAAAUUUUAGAAUCUUUAUAUAUGAAGCAUAUUUACACUAAAGGUUUAAAUGUAUUUAUUAUUUGUUCAUAUAUUUUAGUACUUUUACAAGAGUAGGCCUACACCAGGGCUAUUUUGUACUUUUUAUUAAUAUCUGAUAUAUUUCUAAUAUACACUGAUAUAUGAAUAUAGCUUUAAAGACCAAUAAUCUUACAAGGUUUUACCUUUGACUAUUGUUUUACCAUAGACUAACCAACACAAGUAGACACCAUUGUAGGCAAUCUCAUUGUAAAUUUUGAAGCUCGUUUAUCGUGACUAGUAUGUACAUUGGGCGCUAGUGUCGACGACAUUUUGUUUCUAUUAUUUUAGAGUUAAUUUCUUGAUUUGUGCUUUACUGUUUGGUUAUAUAACUAGGGGAUGAGUUAUUGUUUAUGAUUGAUCAUAUGAUUUUGUUAAACAAGGUUUAACAUUAAACAAAAAAAGUUUAAACAAGAACAAACAUUUUAAACAAACCACAACCUCUGCAGUAGGCCUACACCGUACAGAACUAACAAUCAAAUCGUCCUUAGCUGUUCAAUAAGGAUGAGAAAUGUACUAAGGGAGAUGUUUUAUAUCUAUAGUUUUACCUACUACUUAAAUUAAUUUGAGUUUUAAGAUAUUAUACUAAACUAUGACUAUUUUACAAAACAAAAAUUAAUUAAAGUUUGUGUAAAGUUGUUGAUGUUUGAUUUCUUAUUUUAUGUUGUUUUCAUUUAACAAAUAAUUAUUGUUGUUACAAGUGUUUUAUUUUAUAUUAAAAAAAAAAUAUGUGGGUAAUUUUGUAAAUAAUGUGUUUAUUUUUUUACUUUUUACUUACAAUAUUUACAACUUACUUGUCAUUUUGUUGUUUUUGUGCUUGUUAUUGUUUGUACUGUAGUGACUUACAAAUUGAAUUCAAACUUAAUUAAAAUUUAAUUUUGAUUAUUCUAAAACAAAAUUUUAAUUACAGUACUAUAGUUGAGUUUCUGAGAACCUGAUAAUUAUUUCUACGUACCGUACUUGUAGGAAUACAAAAUAUUUGCCCUGCUAAAUUCAUUUUUACAAUCAAUACAAAUAACAAAUUUUGUCUAAAAUAUAUCCUGCAUUUUGUAUGCAAUCUUCUUCAUAUAUGUCAAAUUCCACAUCCUAGAUACCUAUAACACAUCUGUCUUAUCUUAACAUCUAUAUCACUAAUUGAUUUAUGUAGGUAAUAUGCUUUUAAGUAGUAUCUUAUUUUAUGAACUCACUUUUUAUUGUAUGUCAAGUAGGCCUAGCCUACAUCGUUGAUUAUGUGCCGUGCUAAUUAUGUGCAUGACGUACAAAUAUUACUCCGUAGCAGAUUUUUAGUUACCAAAUACCAAAUGUGAACUUAAAUGUAUUUCAAGUCCAUUUUUAAAGUUGUUUUAUACCAGUAAACCUAAUACUUUUAUCAGAGAAGUUAUAAUAAAGGGGGAAAAAUAAAUUUACUUUUUAUGUAUGAA
This is a messenger RNA of Macrosteles quadrilineatus (aster leafhopper), 3778 nucleotides long. It is a transcript of the gene Galt, whose product is annotated as probable galactose-1-phosphate uridylyltransferase. The record is from RefSeq and is a predicted model, not a curated record. Gene Ontology annotation, molecular function: UDP-glucose:hexose-1-phosphate uridylyltransferase activity; zinc ion binding. The transcript is spliced from 8 exons. Gene Ontology annotation, cellular component: cytoplasm. NCBI's taxonomy places the organism in Eukaryota, Metazoa, Arthropoda, Insecta, Hemiptera, Cicadellidae. The coding region runs from base 86 to 1135 and encodes 349 amino acids. Gene Ontology annotation, biological process: beta-D-galactose catabolic process via UDP-galactose, Leloir pathway.